Messenger RNA from Diceros bicornis minor, 756 nucleotides. RefSeq names its product WAP four-disulfide core domain 8 (gene WFDC8). The record is from RefSeq and is a predicted model, not a curated record. The transcript is spliced from 6 exons. Gene Ontology annotation, cellular component: extracellular region. The coding region runs from base 1 to 756 and encodes 251 amino acids. NCBI's taxonomy places the organism in Eukaryota, Metazoa, Chordata, Mammalia, Perissodactyla, Rhinocerotidae. Gene Ontology annotation, molecular function: serine-type endopeptidase inhibitor activity.
AUGAAUAGUCUUCACCCUGUCUCAUCUAAUCCUCACAAUGACAACAGAGCUGCCAGGCACCUUCCUCUCCACAGCUCCACCUUCUCCUGGAGGAAUGUGGCUCUCUUGGUGCUUCUCUCCCUCUCUUUGGAGCAGACAUCUGCGUCGCCAGGCAAAAGAGUCAAACAGAAACCAGGAUUGUGCCCCAAAGAGAGGCUCACCUGUAGGAUUAAACUUCCAGACUUGUGCAGAGUGGAUUUCCACUGCCAUGAACACCUGAAGUGCUGCUCUUUUGCCUGUGGAAGGAAGUGCAUGGAUCCAUACCAAGAACCCUGCACACUACUCUUAGACCCAGGAGACUGUAAGAAUAAUGUCAGACACUGGUAUUUUGACUCUGAACAUCGUUUAUGCAAACCGUUUAUGUAUGGAGGCUGCCAUGGGAAUGCCAACAACUUCUUCAACAGGGACGACUGCAAUAAGGCUUGCUCAUUAAUGGUCAAGGAAGGACAGUGCCCACGCUUCCCUUUCAAGAACCGUAUGGAGUGUUCAGCUUCGUGUAAGAGUGACAUCGAUUGCCCCCAAACUGAAAAAUGUUGUGAAUCCAUGUGUGGCUUUGUUUGUGCCAUGGCCUGGACAGUCAAAGCAGGUUUCUGCCCACGCAAGCCCUCAGUGUGUACCAAGAUUGAUAAACCCAAGUGCCUGCAAGAUAAUGAUUGCCCAGUGUCAGAAAAGUGCUGUUCACGUUGUGGACUGAAGUGCCUGGAACCCCAAAAGUGA